GCGCGGCCUCUCCGUCACUCGGCGAACGGCGCUGGGAGUGAGUGCGCAGUGCUACCGAGGGUUCACCACUUUUAUAAUGUUUUGCUGAGCCGUCUGAUUGUUAAGACUGUCGCUUUAGACCGAGACGCGAAAGGAGGAAAGGCCACAAUGCUGCGCGUGUGCUGGAAAGGUGCAAAUGCAGCGGCGCGGAAUUGCCUCUGUGGUAAGGUACCAGUCCACCCUCUGCAGCACUGCCGCCGCUACACCUCAGCUGGAAACUCAGGGUCAGCUGCAGGAAAGAUUGUGGCUGCUAGUAUCCUAACAGUCGGUGGAGGUCUAGGUGGUACAAUCCUGUACGCUAAAUGGGACCCUAAAUUCAGAGCAAAUGUUGAGAAGAGCGUUCCAUAUUCUGACCAGCUUUUUGAGAUGGCGCUUGGUCCCCCUCCACCACCGUUUAUCCCAAUGCAAAAGAAACCGGUGAAGGCUGAACCACUGCAGAUCUCUUCAGUGUCUGAAGCCUCAAAGGACUCAAAGCAACCCAAAGCAAAAAGCAAAGCUAAAGAGAAGCAGCCAGAGCCAGCACCUGUGGAUCCCAAACCUGCAGUAGAGGAAGCCCCAGCUCUGCCUCCACAGACCAUUGAGGAGGCCUCAGCUGAGGCGGCCCAUAUAAUUUCAGCCAUGAGUGAGGUGCAGUCUGUGCCCGCCCCGGGUACCAGCAACGAAGCCGUGCCUGCAGAGUCCGAAGCCCAGACCUCUACUGUGGCAGCUGAAGAAUGUCAUGAGUGUGCUUCCCAUGAACCUGCUGUAAAGGAGCGGCCUGGGGAGGAAGUGGCUGCCCGCUUAGCUCAGCAGGACAAAGCUGAACAGGAUGCUCUGGCCGCCUUGUCAUUCAACCUGGAGGACACACUGGGGUUCUCUGCCAAGCUGACCCUGCAGGCCAUAGGGGCACAAGAGGCAGCUCUCACUGCUAUUGGCACACACACACACAGACUCCGUGAGGCCAUGGACUCUGAGGAUCCUCCAGAUAAGAAGUCUGCUCAGUGGAGGGAGCUGGAGGAUGCGUUAAGUGAACGAACCCGUGCUGUGGACCAGGCUGGACAGUCUCUUCUCCAAGCAAAAGAACAGCUUGAGAAGCUUAGAGUCGUGAUCAACGGUGCCAAGGAGUCCAAGAUUGAAGCCGCUAGACCUCAAAUCCUGGCUGCUGAGGAAAACUUGCACAGCAUGAUCGUGGACUUGGACAAAGUUGUAACCAAAGUUCAGGCGGCCCAGACCGAGGCAAAGAUUGUGUCUCAGUACAGUGAGCUGGUGAAUGAGGCCAAGGUUCAGUUCCAGAAAGAACUGAGCAGUAUUACUCCCGAAGUCCAAGCCAACUGGAAGGGUCUCACUGGGAAGCUGAGUGCAGAUGACUUGAAUUCCCUAAUUGCUCACGCUCACCGCCGCAUCGACCAGCUGAACCGUGAGCUGGCUGAGCAGCGGGUGCGGGAGCAGAUCCGGAUUGAAGCAGCUCUGGAACAGCAGAAGCACGAGCACCAGAGAGCCGUGGACAGUGCUGUGGAUAAAGCGAUUCAGCACAACCACGAGCAGCUGAGACUCGAGCAGGAAAAGAAGAUGCAGGAGGUGAGAGAAGUGAUGGAGGCAGAAAUGAGGACUCAGCUGCGCAGGCAGGCAGCUGCACACACUGACCACCUGCGUGAUGUGCUUAAGGUUCAGGAGCAGGAGCUACGGGAGGAAGCACAGGAGGCUCUGAGCAGUAAGAUGAUGGAGCAGGAGACACAACACCGCCGUCUGGCCCAAGAACAGCUGGACUCCUUUACGCUGGACAUGAAUUCUGCCUACGCCAGGCUCAAGGGCAUGGAGGAGGCCAUAGACAGUCAUGUCGUAGCUGAGGAAGAGGCCCGCAAGGCCCAUCAGCUGUGGUUAUCGGUUGAGGCACUGAACUACACUCUGAAAACAGCGGCUGCUGACGCUCCCACCGAGCCUCUGGAGGGUGCUGUUCGCACCAUUAAAGAGAGCUGUGCGGAGAACGAGUUCGCCCAGGCUCUAGCCACAGCUCUGCCUGAUGAAUCUCUGACCCGCGGGGUCUACAGCGAGGCCUCCCUGCGCGCUCGCUUCUACGGCGUCCGGCGGCUGGCACGUCGCGUGGCGCUGAUCGAUGAGACGCGCAACAGCUUGUACCAGUACUUCCUGUCCUAUCUACAGUCCAUCCUCCUCUUUGAGAAGGAACAGGAGGCGCCACCUACCAAGCUGGCAGCUCAAGACCUUGACACCUUCAAGCUGCUCGCCUAUGCCACAUACAGCAUCGAGCGUGGGGACCUGGAGCUGGCCGCUAAGUUUGUCAAUCAGCUGCAUGGCGAAUCACGGCGUGUGGCUCAGGACUGGCUCAAAGAAGCCCGGCUCACUCUAGAAACCAAACAGGUGGUUAGCCUCCUGUCGGCGUACGCCAAUGCAGUGGGUUUAGGCACCACCCAGGCUCCUUAAUCACCCUAUGUCAAUAAAGAGAUGUAAAAAUAUGAGGACUGCUGCUUGUGUGCUACUAACAGCAACUGUCGCUCCUCAGAUUAAUUUAUACAUAUGGCACUCUAGCCAAGAUGGGAUUUUUUUGUUUUGUUUUGUUUUUUUAUUUGUUCAAAGCACUUUUUGCAAGAAAGCUCUUCCCUGAAAGAUAAUUCUCAUGUGGCCUACCAACCAGAACAACAUUGUCUACAUGUACCUCAUCGUUUUCUCAAAGAUAACUGUUGACAGUGGCACGCACAGUGCACCCACACUCUAGUGUACGCACAGUGCACCCACACACCCCUCCCUCACUCCCACUGUUUAAUUUUAUGUGGGUAUUUAGCAGACACACUGACCUUUGGCUCGGUACUGCUUCUUGUUAGCCUGUAUAAGAACUUGUUCAUUCACUGUUUCAAGAAUCACAUGUGGGACAGUUCAGGUUCAGUACCCUGGUUGUUUAUGAACCACGUGUUUGGAAAUAAUCAAUCCUUUUUGUCAUGCUUUGAUGCUUUCCAUCAGUACUGGAUAUCAAUAAAACAUGGAUGUUGAGUCAUA
Messenger RNA from Astyanax mexicanus (Mexican tetra), 3027 nucleotides. RefSeq names its product inner membrane protein, mitochondrial (mitofilin) (gene immt). Bases 148 to 2457 code for a protein of 769 amino acids. The transcript is spliced from 14 exons. Gene Ontology annotation, biological process: cristae formation. The record is from RefSeq and is a predicted model, not a curated record. Gene Ontology annotation, cellular component: MICOS complex. NCBI's taxonomy places the organism in Eukaryota, Metazoa, Chordata, Actinopteri, Characiformes, Acestrorhamphidae.